Perognathus longimembris pacificus (Pacific pocket mouse) is the source of this 4231-nucleotide messenger RNA. RefSeq names its product HPS6 biogenesis of lysosomal organelles complex 2 subunit 3 (gene Hps6). The coding region runs from base 178 to 2544 and encodes 788 amino acids. The record is from RefSeq and is a predicted model, not a curated record. Gene Ontology annotation, biological process: protein localization to membrane; melanocyte differentiation; lysosome localization. Lineage: Eukaryota; Metazoa; Chordata; Mammalia; Rodentia; Heteromyidae. Gene Ontology annotation, cellular component: BLOC-2 complex; lysosomal membrane. The transcript has a single exon.
GUCGGAGCGGGGCGGGGCGGGACGGGGCGGUGUUUAGCGGACUGCAGGCUGGGCCUAGGCCCACCUCACCCACGGGGAACGGAAGUCUCAGCCGGGUUCUGGACUCCUCGGAGAAUCACCGACCGACGGGAGAGCCGGGCGGCCGGGCUCGGGCGAGCUCCGUUACGGGGAAGCACCAUGAAGCGCGCGGGGACUCUGCGCCUGCUUUCAGACCUGAGCAACUUCAGCGGCGCUGCCCGGCUCCGGGAGUUGUUGGCGGGGGACCCAGCUGUUCGAGUCCGCGGUAGCCUGGAUGGCCGCUACCUGCUGUUGCUGAGACCCCCGGGGUCACCCAGCCCGCAGCUGCUGGUGGCUGUACGUGGGCCCGGCGAGGAGCUGGAGCGAGCCUGGCCGGAGGGCCAGCCCUCCCCGCUGGACGCCUUCUUCCUGCCCUGGCCGGCGCGCCCCGCGCUCAUUCUGGUGUGGGAGAGCGGCCUAGCCGAAGUCUGGGGCGCAGGCAUAGAGCCCGGCUGGCGGCUGCUUCAGAGCACCGAGCUGUGCCCAGGCGGUGGAGCCCGCGUGAUGGCCGUGGCGGCGCCGCGAGGCCGCCUGGUAUGGUGCGAGGAGCGACAGUCGGGCGCUGAGGACCCGCAAGGGCGACCUGCCACUGCCUUCAGCCAUUGUGUUUGCACCAAGAGCCUGGAGCCAAGCGGAGAGAUUGGAACCAUCCUGGGCCACACACAAGUCCUGCUGCAUCACUGCCCCUCUUUCGGGAUGAUAGCCUCCCGCAAAGACCUCUUCCUGGUGCCCACUGCGACCACCUGGCCUGGUGUGGCCCAUAUCCUGCUCAUCUGGAGCCCCAGCAAGGGCAAAAUGAUAGUGUCUGCCCCACAUCUUGGCCUCUCCCAUAGUAGAAGCCUGAAUCCCAGACGAGGGGACACCUGGGACUUUCGGAUCCUGCUUCGAGGCCUUCCUGGGUUGCUGUCACCCAGGGAACCAUUGGCUGUGCAUACCUGGGCUCCAACUCCCCAGGGCCUGCUUUUGCUUGACUUCAGAGGCACCGUGAGCCUAGUGCAGCCCCAUGGUGGUACCCGAACUAUUGGCAGCCUGCAGGAAGCACCUAUAGGCCUGGAUGGUUCUGCAGCCUUAGGAGUGUUUCAUGGUACUCUGGCCUGUGUGCUGGGCCCCACCUUGCAACUCCUGGAUAUGGGCAGUGGGCAGCUUCUGGAGAGGAAAGUCCUAAGCACAGACAGAGUACAUUUGCUGGAACCUCCAGCCGCUGGCAUAAAGGGUGAGGAAGAGCUGGAGACCCAAGGUCUGCGUUUGCUUUCAGCCAUGGGUCUGUUUUGUGUGGGUUGGGAAGCCUCCAGGGACCUUGACCUGCCCUCAGCCAACAGCCUGGUGUUUGAGGAGGCCUGCAGCUACUACCAGCGGCGAAGCCUGCGAGGUGCUCAGCUCACUCCAGAGGAACUGAGACACAACAGCACCUUCCAAGCACCUCAGGCCUUGGACUCCAUCCUGCAGGGCCACCUACCUCCAUCUGCCCUGUUGACUACACUAAGAGCUGAGCUUCGGGAUUAUCGAAGUUUAGAGCAGCUCAAGACCCAGCUGGCAGCUGGAGAUGAGGAGGAGGCUGGCUGGGCUGAGCUGGCAGAACAUGAAGUGGCCCGACUGUUGAGGACUGAAUUGACUGGAGACCACCUGGCCCAGCUCAACACUGUUUUCCAAGCCCUUCCUACAGCAGCCUGGGGUGCCACAUUCCGGACCCUACAGCUCCAACCAGAUGGGAAUGGCAAGCUGAGGUCCCAGGCUCCCCCUGAUGUGUGGAAGAAGGUGCUACAGGAUACAGCAGCUGCAAAGGACCCCCCCAAUGGGAUACUGCCUCCUUUUGAACUCCUGUGCCAGUGCUUAUGCCAGCUGGAGCCACGAUGGUUGCCUCCCUUUGUAGAACUGGCACAGCAGCAGGGUGGGCCAGGAUGGGAGGCCAGAGGCUCUGGGCUACCCCUCUACCGCCGAGCCCUAGCAGUGCUAGGUGAAGAUGGAACCAGACCUGAAGCACUGGAGCUCGAGCUGCUUCUAGGCAGUGGUCGCCCCAAAGCUGUUCUACAAGCUGUGGAGCAGCUGGUGCAAAAGGAGCAGUGGGAGAGGGCUCUGGAAGCUGGCCUGGCCCUUGGCCCCUCCAGUCCUCUGCUUCGAAGUGAGAUCUUCAAACUGCUGCUGGCUGAAUUUGCCAGGCAUCGCCACCUUGAUGCUCACCUCCCACUUCUUUGCCGCCUCUGCCCACCCGAAGUGACUCCAGAGGAUCUCCUUCUUCUACUGCAAACACAUCUCCCAGAUGAAGUUGGGCCUCCUGCUCCCUUCUCUGAGCCUGGGGUAGAGCCCCCUCUCACGGUGGGCUUGCUUAGAGCGCUGCUGGAGCAGACUGGAGUUCACGGACGGCCUUCAGGCCCAGUUCUAAGCCCAUAUGAGGACAUCCUAUGGGACCCAGGCACUCCACCUCCUACUCCACCUCGAGGACCAGUGACUACACUUCAGACAUCAGACAACCCAGGCCUGGAAGCUUAGGAACCAUCUGAACAGGGCUUCUGUGUUCCUGACAUAGGAAAUCACUUGCAGGACAUAGUGAUCAAGGAAGAGUGCCUAGGAGUUGGAAGGGGCCAAGGUGGGCCCUAUGUGUGCAAUAUCCUUCCCUCUCUUUUGGAGAAAAUUGUAAAAUAUUUAUAAAUGUUAAAAUAUAUACCAUUGUGUUUUUGAACAGCUGAGGGUCUGAGGAAAUUGUGAGACUUGGAUAAAUCUGAAUCUGUUGGUAAAGUAGCCACUUCUAAUCAUGAAAAUGUUUAUGAGCAUUUCAUAUGCCCUCGGUACUCUUUGGGGCUUUAUACAAUCCCUUAUCUGAUGUUUCUCAUCACCCCACUGGGAAAGUACUAAUGUUAGUCCCAUUUUCCUAGUAGUGGAAACAGAAGUCUAGAAAGACUAAGUGACUUGACCAAGUAAGAGGUCUAGAAAGUAGCAGCAUUUUAACUGUCUCAUUGUACAGCUUGUAGCUUUUGCCUGCUUUCAUGUAUUCUUCAUCCCUGGCUCAGUGCUGGCUUCUCUAACCUCUUACGAGGAAAGGAUUCUAUAGAACUCUACCUUCCUUUCCCCAGGACUCUUCUGAGUAGAAACUGUGAUGGGUCCCAAGCCUGUGCUUGCUCCAGGAUUGCUGGAACAGCUCCUGGAUUUGGGGAAGAAUUACCACAGAUAGAGUUGCCCACUCUGGCUUAAUAACAAGGAUCACAGGAAGCAGACCUACUUGGAGGGCCUCACAUUCCUACUGGCUCCUUAAGUCAAGAAAUAAAAGUAUGGAAGUGGCACUGUGGCUCAAAUGGUAGAGCACUAGCUUUGAGCUGAAGAGCUCAGGGACAGUGCCCAGGCCCAGAGCUCAAGCCCCAUGAACGACAAAAAAGAAAUAAAAGUAUGUGUAGCACAGAUUUCUGCUUGCCUGGAUUAGUCAACUGGACCCUCUACAAAGAGGCCUAGGUCUGUCCUCACUUCUGCCCAAGGGGCCCUUCUGCCUAGCAUUGUAGAACCCUAAAUACUGCUACUCAUCACCCUGAACCCCCUUGGACCAAGGGCACCAAGCUAAAGGCUGCCACUUAUCUUUGCCCUCAGCUGGGACCUGCAGCUUGGAUUCUGCUCAGUCUCAUCUGGGAAAUAAAAUAGAUUCUGGCUCAUUGUACUAGGGACAGUUCAGCAGUCUCAGAAGAAUUGAGUAGCCUCUUACCCAUGGCUAUUAUUGGUGUUACUCUUUAGCCUCAAGAAGUUUCCAAAGGGGCUCAUCUGAGAGCCAGGUCUGGGAUGUCUCCGUAACCUCAUUGAAGUCAGUAUAACACCUGGGUCUUAUCCAGGGCUUACAUGGUUUUUAUCCUAGGCCUCAAGCCCACUUUCUAGCUACAAAUGGACUCAAGCAAUUUUGGCCUUUAAGCUGCUGCUCCUCUCAGAGACCCAGGGCUAGGAACAGUUCCUCCCUCAGCUUCCUCCUCGGCCCCUUUCUGGUCUGGCAGGGGUUCCUUCUCUUCUUGGUUGUAAAGCUGGGCCCAUUAUUUCCCCUCUGGGGAAAGCCAAGGUGGCCAAAAGCAGGAAACUGCUUCCUGUUCCUACUCUUCACAGCCUAAGAAUUGAAGGUCCUUCUUCUGUGCCAUUAUAGUCAGUGAGCCCCAGGGGGCAUAAGAAAGGCAAGCCAAAUUUUACUUAAGUUAAUGUGGUUUGAGGA